Lottia gigantea (owl limpet) is the source of this 579-nucleotide messenger RNA. RefSeq lists its product as hypothetical. NCBI's taxonomy places the organism in Eukaryota, Metazoa, Mollusca, Gastropoda, Lottiidae. The coding region runs from base 1 to 579 and encodes 192 amino acids. Gene Ontology annotation, molecular function: protein binding. The record is from RefSeq and is a predicted model, not a curated record. The transcript has 4 exons.
AUGGAUUUGAGAAACUGUUAUGAAAGACCAAAAGAAUACAAGUUUUGUGAAAGUGGAGCAUGUGUUCUGAAUAACGAAUAUUGUCCUUGUAGUCAUAACUUCUUUCAAUGCCGAUUUGCAGCUAAAUGUAUUCACUCGUCUUUAGUUUGUAACAAUGUAGACGAUUGUGGUAACAAUAAGGAUGAAGAAAAUUGUUUUAAAACAGAUGAUGCACAGCCACAAGAAUGUCAUCUAUCCACUGGUGCUAUCAUUGGUAUAAGUAUUGGUGUUGCAGUGGUGUUUAUCUUGCUUGUUUUAGCUAUGUUAUAUUGGCUACAUAGGAAAAAACGAUUAAGAUCACAAAAUACUUCAAGUCUAGAGCCCCUCCGGAUUCAGACGAAGCAGAGUUUAGGGGAUGUAACGUCCUCUGAAGGAAGUGAUGUAAAUAAAAGAAACUCAGGAUAUAACAAAGUGCCAUUAGACGAUAGUUUCGGACCUUUCAAUGAUGUGUUGUGUACUUCGACGCCGAAGCCUGACGCUCGACGUCAAAUAGUCCAGAUGGAUCCAAUGCCACCGAUAUUAAUAUUGAAGCCUUCUUGA